CCUUUUAUUUAUGUCGGAUUAAUCUCCUUAUUACCACGAGACAGAUAACUAAAAUAACAAAAGAAUUAUAAAGUAUACAACGACAAAAGUAUCAGAUUACUACAAAAAUGAAAUCUGUAGGAGUUGUAGGAAUCAUUUUUUUGGCACUCAUUAGAGCUUCCAUUUCAAACCAAUGGGAAUUCCCCGAUGAUUUCCAAUUUGGCACUGCCACAUCAGCUUAUCAAGUAGAAGGAGGGUGGAAUGCAGACGGAAAAGGCGUGAGUGUAUGGGACAGAUUAACCCAAACUCCAGGUUUCGUAACAGAUGGGUCAAAUGGAACCGUGGCAUGUGAUUCUUACCAUAAAUGGGAAGAAGAUGUACAAAUGAUCAAAAAUUUAAAUACCGACUACUACCGAUUUUCCUUAUCGUGGACGAGGAUAUUUCCAAAUGGGUUUGCUAAUGGUAUCAAUCAACCAGGUGUUGACUAUUACAACAACUUGAUAGACGAGUUAAUCGCUAACGGAAUAGAACCAAUUGUUACCCUUUUCCACUGGGAUACCCCUGAUAUAUUCUCAGCAUUGGGAGGUUUCUACACCCCGACCUUCAUCGAUUUAUUUGCAAACUAUGCUAGAACAGCUUUUGACUUGUAUGGAGAUAGAGUGAAAAGAUGGAUUACUUUUAACGAACCAAAAGUAUUAUGUCAAGAUUACAGUGAAUUCAUGGGAAUGAUCAACGAGUACUAUCCCAACGGAAUCAUCGAAUACUUAUGUUCUCACCAUAUGAUCAAAGCGCACGUUAAAGCUUUCCGCAUUUAUGAUUUGGAAUUCAGACUUAGACAAAGAGGUAGAGUUGGCAUAACACUUAAUUUUGAGUGGUCAGAACCGGCAAGCGACAGUCCAGAAGACGUUGUGGCGGCCGAGCAAAGAAGACAAUUCGAGUUUGGGUUGUAUGCAAACCCAGUAGUUUAUGGCAACUAUCCUCAAAUAGUAAUUGACCGUGUGGCUGAAAGAAGUAAGCUCGAAGGGUUCCCACAAUCUCGUCUUCCAAAAUUUUCUCUUCUUGAACAAAUCAACAACAGAGGAACUUACGACUUUCUAGGACUAAAUCACUACAAUAGUUGGUUGGUAAAAGCAACAGAAGAAGUACCAAUCGGUAAACCGAGUGUCCAAAAUGAUAUAGGAACGUCAAGACAUGUCGAUCCAGGGUGGGAAGAUACUGAAUGGGAUGGAAAAGUUGCACCUUGGGGCUUACGAAACAGUUUAAUAUGGCUCAAAAAAACUUACAGGGAUCCUGAAAUUUUGAUCACCGAGUGUGGGUAUCCUGACAAAACAGGAACGUUAGAAGAUGACCGCAGAAUAAGCUUCCUUCAGCAAUAUUUAAACGCUACUCUUCAAGCUAUCUACGAAGAUAAGGUCAAUGUCAAGGGUUUCACAGCUUGGAGCUUAAUGGACAACUUUGAGUGGGGACAAGGAUAUACAGUAAAAUUUGGUUUAUAUUUCGUCGAUUUUAAUAGCCCUGAUAGAACGCGAACACCAAAGAAAUCAGCGGAAUACUUCAGAAGUGUUAUAGAAUCACGAAGGGUGUAGAAACUUCAAGAUUUCGUCUUUACGAUGUCACUUAUUUUUUCAAAUAAUAUCAUUCAAACCAAAUAAACUACCCUGCUAAAUAAGCAACUCAUAAAUAAAUCAGAUCCAAAGUUAA
This is a messenger RNA of Zophobas morio, 1680 nucleotides long. RefSeq names its product myrosinase 1-like. Lineage: Eukaryota; Metazoa; Arthropoda; Insecta; Coleoptera; Tenebrionidae. The record is from RefSeq and is a predicted model, not a curated record. The transcript is spliced from 7 exons. Gene Ontology annotation, biological process: carbohydrate metabolic process. The coding region runs from base 108 to 1565 and encodes 485 amino acids. Gene Ontology annotation, molecular function: beta-glucosidase activity.